AUGUCGCCGGCGUCUCACCCCCUCCCCAUGGCCGGCGAUUACCUCGUCGCCACGUUUGCGGAGAUGAUGUACGCCGCACGCUUUCGCAAGCACGUGUGGGGUAAAAUGCAGCUGGCAGAGCGGCGUCGUCUGGAAGCCCUGCGACUGCAGGCAGUCUACGGCGAUGCCCCAGACAACCGCAGCAACAAAAACAUCGCGAGUGCACCCGCCUCAGGGGAGAGCGGCAAUCGAGAAGGAAACAUCACAAGGUUGGACGACCAAGACAGCAGCAAAGGUGCAUUGAAAGCUCCUUCGUCCCCCUCGCUGAAUUCGUGUAAGCCUGCCAAGAGCUUGACGCCGACGCAGCCCACGCCGUCCCCGCCGCGGUGGUUCGACAUUGCCGGUCGAGCACGGUACAGCGCGUGGGUCGCCCUUCGCGGUUGCAUGUCGCCCGACGUCGCCGCCGAAUGCUUCUGUGCAGAAUUUCUGGCUCUGAUUAAGAAGUACCCCCACCCGGCUCUCCUGCCACCGGUGGAAGCGGCACUCAGCACGGCGCACGGACUGGCCCAGCGAGCACGGAGCAACAACCGAAGAGUCCCUCGAUUAUUAGAAAGCCAGGCUGCAUCCUCCACGUCAGCAGCAGCCCCGGUAUUUCAUGUCCGCGCGUUGCAAGGCGAUCCAGCGGCGUUGGCCCUCCUGUGGAUCUGCCGGGCCUACCGCAUCACCUGUGAGUUUACAGUGGAGCCUCUCUCGAAGGCGAUGGGCAGCUGCCCCAUCAUAGCCUCUACCGCCGCAGCAGCAGGUGCUGCUGCCUCUUCCUCUCCCCCAUCAUCUUCGUCUCCAACGACAGCCUCGCCUUCUGCUGCUGCCGCCGCCGCCGCUGCGGUGCCGGCAAAUCCUUAUCUGUCCUAUACCAUGGCAGACGCCUGCUAUCCGUUCGCAGCAUUUCUAGAGUACUCUACGAAUGCGUCGACGCCGAGGGCGACGGGAUGGACCACAAACGCAACCGCAACAGUCACCACGCCCGAGUCCGCCUUCGUGUUGCUCGCCGACACGUUUCUCUCUGCGUAUCCGCAUUGGAUGGGGGUGCCCUCUGAUCUACCGUCGUCGUCGUCGCCUGGGGUGCUACCUCAACGCUGUGGUUGGAUCGAUGAGCUGCAGCACAUAACACGCCACCUCCGCACGCCUAUUCUCGCCCUGCUCGUGCACCACGCCACAUCAUCAUCAUCCACGUCGACGUCUUCGAACGUGUUGUGGAAGUCACCGUGGCGGACGCAGCUGCUGCGUGCGGUGGCCGCACAUUUGCAUCGCUACGAGUCGUGGACAAUUGGGCGCGUCAUCAGCCGCCGCGUGGGUCAGGCGAUGUCGGUGCUGUCGCCGCUGCUGGCCUCCACUGCCGUGACGGACGCCUUGCAGCACGCCUACGCCCCGGACGCGAAGGCUGUGACGGCGGCGGAUGUGCUGGUGGCGAGCUGCGGCUAUGUGCUAUGCACGCACCCGUUUUGCGCGGAUGUCUUCCCACACUUGCGUGUCCCGGUGAACCAUGAAGCGGACGAGGGCGUGCGUAGUGAGUGGCCGUCAGACGCAGGGGCAGCAAAGACGACGGCGGCGAGAUCAGAGGGCAUCCACACCUACGCCCCAUGGUCACUGCCACUUUAUCUUUCUGGGAUUCCUGCUGAGUACAACGAGAAGAUCAAUCGUCUGCUGCGGCGGGAGUCAACCGGGGCUACGCGGCACGAGCAGCAGCGGCAGCCGACACGUUUGUUCAUCAACGACAACGACUCUGUCAUCACAAAAGGCGUUGGUGCAGCCUCUACUCAGCAGCAGCAGCGGAGUGCGGGGUAUUAUGAGGUGAGCUCAGCGAGCGACGUGAAGGAAGCCGCAGAGGCCGUCGGCCAGCUCAUCAUAUCUCGUCUUUUCUCCCUGCGCAGCGAUGACCUGCAGCACGACGACGUCGCGGGCAGCAACAGCAGCGUCUCUGGCACGCCCUUCCUCGUGCUGGGCCACGUGUUCGCCCUCACGUGGGCGCUGGCGCAGGAGCAGGUGCCUGCGUUUCCCUUCUUCAUGCUCGACGGCAACCCCGAUCACUUUGGUGGCUUUUCCUUCCUGCCCGAAGGCGCGGCGGAGACCGGGAAGGUCACCCGUACGAGCAACAGCACUAGUGAUAGUGGUGUUGCGUUGACGGAGGUGCGUACCCAACCGCGUUUUCAGCUCUCCCUCGCCCCUGCGGCCGUCACGUCCACCGCUGAUCCGACCGCUGCGAUGCUGCCGACUCUUGUCCCGGGAUCGACACCUACUCCCUCGGCCACGAACCAGGACGGCGGCCUCAGUAUCGAGUCGCGGCUGCGGAGUGGGAUGCACGCUGCCGGUGCAACGCUCCUGAAAGGUGUUCGCCGUCUCUCCGGUGCAUCGAGAGAUGCAGACGCACAGGCGAGGAGCAAUAGCGGUGUGCAUGCCACGCACGUGUUGCGUAGUGAGGGCGAAGGAAGCACUCGCAGCAUCAGUGGUAGUGCCGCGCCUGCAGUUGCACCAGUCGAAGCUGCACGUCUCUAG
This is a messenger RNA of Leptomonas pyrrhocoris, 2532 nucleotides long. RefSeq lists its product as hypothetical. NCBI's taxonomy places the organism in Eukaryota, Euglenozoa, Kinetoplastea, Trypanosomatida, Trypanosomatidae. The record is from RefSeq and is a predicted model, not a curated record. The transcript has a single exon. The coding region runs from base 1 to 2532 and encodes 843 amino acids.